AUGGAAGAAAUCUAUUCCAGUGUCGCAGAGAACAUUAUGUCUCGCGAUCUGAAAAUAUCUGCGGAGAUUUAUAUUGAAACCCUCCGCGGAUGGGUGGAGGAGAUAAAGGAGAACCCUAAUCCCCUAAAAUCCCUCAUUAGGGAACACCUUAUUGGAAAUGAACGGAGAAGUGGUGGAACGUGCGAAACCACAUAUUGGAUCACUCCAGUGCGGCACGAAGCCGCUGACGCCGAGUCGGCUCCUAUGCCGCUAGCUAUGCCCUGCUUGGUCCCCCGGCACGGUGGAGGUCCCGUAGCGCGUCACGAGCACCGGGCUAAGGGGCGGUUGAGCAACUCAAGCGAACCGCCCUACCUUACUACAACAUAA
Lathyrus sativus (Indian pea) is the source of this 366-nucleotide messenger RNA. Lineage: Eukaryota; Viridiplantae; Streptophyta; Magnoliopsida; Fabales; Fabaceae. The record is from the annotation of a GenBank genome assembly.